This is a messenger RNA of Dryobates pubescens (Downy woodpecker), 1579 nucleotides long. It is a transcript of the gene MAFG, whose product is annotated as MAF bZIP transcription factor G. The record is from RefSeq and is a predicted model, not a curated record. Gene Ontology annotation, molecular function: DNA-binding transcription factor activity, RNA polymerase II-specific; RNA polymerase II cis-regulatory region sequence-specific DNA binding. Gene Ontology annotation, cellular component: nucleus. Gene Ontology annotation, biological process: regulation of transcription by RNA polymerase II; regulation of epidermal cell differentiation. The transcript is spliced from 3 exons. The coding region runs from base 131 to 619 and encodes 162 amino acids. NCBI's taxonomy places the organism in Eukaryota, Metazoa, Chordata, Aves, Piciformes, Picidae.
CACGUGACGCGUCCGUGAGCGGCGGCGGCGGCGGCUCGCGGCGUCCCGGUCCCUCCCAGCGCGGCCUCCCCCGCCCGGCCCGGCACCGGCGGCUCCGUGAGGGGAACCUGAUUGACAAGGCUGUCGUGUUAUGACGACCCCCAACAAAGGAAACAAGGCCUUGAAGGUGAAGCGGGAGCCAGGUGAGAAUGGGACCAGCUUGACAGAUGAGGAGCUGGUGACCAUGUCUGUGCGGGAGCUGAACCAGCAUCUACGAGGCCUGUCAAAGGAGGAGAUCAUCCAGCUGAAGCAGCGCCGGCGCACACUGAAGAACCGGGGCUACGCGGCCAGCUGCAGAGUCAAGCGCGUUACCCAGAAGGAGGAACUGGAGAAGCAGAAGGCAGAGCUGCAGCAAGAAGUGGAGAAGCUGGCCUCUGAGAACGCCAGCAUGAAAAUGGAACUCGAUGCUCUCCGCUCCAAAUACGAGGCUCUUCAGAACUUCGCCAGAACCGUGGCCCGGAGCCCCGUGACCCCUGCACGGGGGCCCCUCACCUCCAGUAUGGGGCCCCUGGUCCCUGGCAAGGUUGCUACUACUAGUGUCAUCACAAUAGUGAAAUCCAAAACGGACGCCCGGUCUUAGUGAAGCGAGUGUUGCCUGAGCUUGUCUGUGCAGGGCAAUUAGGCACAAAACCAGCCUGGAAUCCCCAAAGCACAAACCCUCCCCACAUGGGUCUGGGUUCCUUCUACUUGGCCCAGGACUGGCCUGCUGAUCACUCCAGUUUUGUUUUGUUGUGUCCAGAUUGGUAUGAGCAGUGGUGAUGCGUCCCUUGUCCUGUGCAGACAGAGCCUCCUACCCAUCAGUCUGUAGCCCUCGGGUGCCCUUGGGACAGACUGCAAGAUCUUGGUUUUCUAGCCAAAGAAAGUCUGUGCAGUGUGGCAGGGUGUCAGAAGGGCUUGGGGAAGGUCUGGAGGGAGGCUUUCUUCCUUGGGGGCCGGGAACCCUAGUCUUCGGUCACUCCCAAAGGCUUUAUUUCAUUGCUCUUCCAGGUGGUGCAUCUCGGUGCCUGACUGCCAGGCACCUGAACCUGCUGCUUUUGUCUCCUUUGGUACCUGUAGUUGCAGUUGGGGUGUUCUGUGUCAUAGGUUUUUAUUCCUUUCUAGGUGUGCCUCUGUGCCCUAACAGUGGGUUUCCCCUCAGACGUCCGUUGCGUUAGCUGUGUAAACUAGCAGUGGUGGAAGGGAAGAUGCUGUCGUGUCCAGCUGCUUCUGCCCCAGCGCCAGGGGAGGAGCUGUGACAGGGCCCUCAAUGGGGGCCCAGCACCCUGGGGGAGGGAGGGAGGGAAGGUACCGUGUUGACUACAGGCCGGUUUUGUGCCUAAUGUGUUGCAUGGAACAACACCAAAAUCACUAGUUGUUCCCGUGCUUUGAGGGUAUCAAGUGUCUCUAGUGUGAUGGUUUACACGACCAGUUUAUGUGGUUAAAUAGCCCUUUAUUUAAAGAGAGAAACAUCCUUUUAAGAGUUAUUAAAUUAUCUAAGUUUAAAAUUAAAAUCAGACAGAAGAGAGAGAGAGAGCGUAUUUAUAGUCAGCUUUUUUUUCUU